Messenger RNA from Solanum dulcamara, 1094 nucleotides. RefSeq names its product PRA1 family protein A1-like. NCBI's taxonomy places the organism in Eukaryota, Viridiplantae, Streptophyta, Magnoliopsida, Solanales, Solanaceae. Gene Ontology annotation, cellular component: membrane. The record is from RefSeq and is a predicted model, not a curated record. The coding region runs from base 170 to 799 and encodes 209 amino acids. The transcript has 7 exons.
UUACUUUCAUCUUCAUCUUCAUAAAUUCGAACCAUUUUACUACUACAAUUUUCCAGAAUCCUCCAGAUUCCAAUUCCUUUGUUUUCUUCUCCAUUUUUUUUCUUCCGUUCUCUUUAUCGUAGCUUUGUCUCCGUUGAUUGAAUUCUAGGGUUUCGCCUAAUUGUUAACAAUGGAUUGGGGAACUGUGACCACAGAGGAUCUAAUUGAGGCUUUACGCGAAGUCGAGUGGUCAUCUCCACCACGUCCUCUCUCUGAAUUCUUCUCUCGCUUCACUUUCCCCCGAUCUUAUUCCAAAUGGAACAGUCGUCUCAAGUGUAAUCUCUACUAUUACAGGACGAAUUACUUUAUUAUGAUUGUGGCUAUUCUUGCAUUGGGGUUUCUAAGGAGGCCACUUGCAAUUGUUGCUGCGCUUUUGACAGCGAUAAGUAUUGCUUUUUUAAAUGACAGUUUUGCAGGUACUUUUAGUGAAAAGGUGACAAGAACUGUCAGACAGGUUUCACCUCAUUUAGCUGCAAAAAUGAGGCCUGCACUCACGCCGGUUAUUCGAGGGCGUCCAUCCACUAAAAGAGCAAUAUUCAUUUGUGGAAGGCCUCGUUGGGUGUUUGUCUGUAUAUUUUCUAUAGUGAGUUUCUUCCUCUGGUUUGUUUCCUGUGGCCCCUUAACCGUCCUUUGGGCUUUUGGUAUAGGCAUUCUUGCCACUCUUGCUCAUGCAAGCUUCAGGAGUCCUAAUUUGAAGGCUCGCCUCAAUACAUUCCGUGAAGAAUUCCGAGCUGUCUGGCGCAACUAUAGUGAGCUGUAGCUUCAGUGGAGUUCCGGUUGCUCUACCAAUCUGCAAUUAGAUGUACUGAUUCGCUCAUUAUAUUUUUCUUUGGCUUAUCUGUAAAUUAACAUGGUCUAAUCAGUCUUGAAAUAGUAACAAGUAUGUGUGGUUCGGCAGUUUACAUGCUUGUGCGAUUAAGUCUAUUUUCCUUUCUUAAAAGAAAUGGAAAAUUCUGGUCGGUCCUGUACUUCUGAAAUCUCUCUCUAGUUUGAUAUGGAGAUAGUGAAACGUUUACCUAUUUGAUUAAGAAAAAACUAGUGAAAUGUUGACGUGA